This is a messenger RNA of Manduca sexta (tobacco hornworm), 271 nucleotides long. RefSeq names its product elongation factor G, mitochondrial-like. Lineage: Eukaryota; Metazoa; Arthropoda; Insecta; Lepidoptera; Sphingidae. The record is from RefSeq and is a predicted model, not a curated record. Gene Ontology annotation, cellular component: mitochondrion. Gene Ontology annotation, molecular function: GTPase activity; translation elongation factor activity. The transcript has 2 exons. The coding region runs from base 7 to 231 and encodes 74 amino acids. Gene Ontology annotation, biological process: mitochondrial translational elongation.
AAAGCGAUGUACUUUGAUGGAGAUUAUGGUGAGAUAGUGCGUCUUGAUGAGGUGCCUCAGGAUAGAAGAGCAGAGGUGCAAGAGAGGAGGCAUGAAUUAAUAGAGCAUUUGUCUAAUGUUGAUGAGCAUUUGGGUGAACUAUUUCUUGAAGAAAAGACGCCAACAGUUGAAGACAUCAAGCAAGCUAUUAGACGCAACACUCUCAAAAGAACUUUACACCAGUACUUUUAGGUACCGCAUUAAAGAACAAGGGAGUUCAACCUCUGCUGGA